UCCAACGACAGGCGGCGCUCGAGGCAAAGAAAAGCCACGACAGGCCCUCCUUCAAGGUUUUCCUCUGCCUUCGCCCGAAGAGAACCUUUGACCGGAACUGCGGUGCCUGUUAGCGUUGCUAACAUAGCAGCUAACGGGCUAUUCGUUUCCAUUUUGUUUUUAUACGUGUCGAUUUUUAUGAGAGAGAUGUGGUUUAUAAAUUUGCUGAGCUGGCUGUCGCUGUUAAUACAGGUGUCCUUCGUCACUCUAGCCAUAGCUGCCGGUCUGUACUACUUGGCAGAACUAAUAGAAGAGUACACGGUGGCCACCAGUCGAAUCAUAAAAUACAUGAUCCUGUUCUCAACGGGCGUGCUAGCAGGUUUGUACAUUAUUGAAGACUUCCCGGCGUUGAUGGUGGCGGUGGGGCUCUUCACCAACCUGGUUUACUUUGGUCUGCUGCGGACGUUCCCGUACAUCCUACUGAGCUCGCCCAACUUCAUCCUUUCCUGCGUGUUGGUGGUGGUAAACCACUACAUGGCCUUCCAGUUCUUUGCAAAAGAAUAUUAUUCCUUCUCAGAGGUGCUAGCUUAUUUCACCAUCUGCCUCUGGGUGAUUCCUUUGGCCUUUUUCGUGUCGCUGUCGGCGGGCGAAAACGUGCUUCCAUCCACUAUGCAGCAAGGCGAUGACGUGGUGUCUAAUUACUUCACCAAAGGCAAGCGAGGGAAACGCUCGGGGAUCCUCUUGGUGUUCUCCUUCCUCAAGGAGGCUGUGCUGCCCAGCAGGCAGAAAAUGUACUGAGGUUGUGGACUCAGGUGGGUCGGGUGGGGAGGUCUGUCAUGGUUGGCAUCCAAAGGCAAAGAGAACGGACUUCCUGCCGGGCCAGUCGAGGAUCUUAACGGAUCGUUGUGUAAUCCAACUGGACUGUCUCGUUAAAGUGUUAGAAAGCAUGUUUGAUACUUACACGACAGAGUCAGAAUCCUCACUGUCGGUUGCCCGGUUUGGACAUGUAACUGUUCCGCAGUAAGGUCAGAAGACGAACUUCCCAAACCUCGGGAUGACUUGGGAGUAGUUCAGCAAUUUAGGAAGGAGGAGACACGCAGCAGCUCAGAAGAUGAAAUGGAAGCCACCUGUCAUUGUAUGUACUGGACUGUUUUUGACCGGCACAUUUUUCUACCUUGUUUUGAUUCUGAAGACGACAACGAGAAACUUUUUGUAAGAGAAGCUGCUCAGUUGCUUUACUGAAUUCAUGUACAAAUGGCGCAGUUUGAUUUAGUCGCCAAUUAAUGGAAGCGGUAAGAGUAAAAAUCAUUCUUGAGGAUGGCCUUGAGUUUGUGUUCUUUCACCGUUGACUGAACUGAAGGGUGACCAUCGGGACCUGAGGCUUUUCCUGGUAGCAUGUGACAACAUUUGAAAAUAUUAUUGAAUGCUGUUUACUCACAAGAAGUGAAGGUAAUAAGGAGAGUGAACAAUAGAAAGUUGAAUCUUAAAGUCAUGUAGAGAUAAAUCCAGUAUCCAGUCAGAUUUGGACUUUGGAAGGAUUAGUAUUUGGGUGAUUUUGUUACUCUUUGCUGCUCUCUGCUGGCGAGUUUGGUGAAGUCUCGAGCCAGGGGUUAAGAAAUGAGCUCAAGAUAAGGAAGCAAAUAUGUUUCUAUAUUUUAUAAGCAACCAUGACCAGGGCCACGUGCCCUCGGGGCGGCCCCUGGACUAGAAUUGUGUGCUGUAAGUGCGCUGAUUCCCUACAUCCUCUCUCUUGUUCCUCAUCCCCACGCCUGUGCGCUAAUGUACCGUGGCACGUUUAGCAGCCCAGAGUCACAUCGAGCUCUGGACGCUGACCGCGCGGCGACCUCCCUCGGCAUUGCCACCCGGGCCUUCUCAGAGCCAGCUUGUACACUCGCGAUGAAAGAGAGACUGUUUCAUCAAGGUGUCGAGCCGGCUGUGAACGCCAACACUCCUAAAUUGUUAGGGGUAUUGGGUGAAAUUUCAUGUGUUAGCUAAAAGGCAGUGACACAUUUUCAGGUGAACUUUAUUUGACCUCAGGUUUUACUGUAUUUAACUCAUUAAGCACAAUUGAUCAUGAAGGCAACGCUUGUGUUCCUGCUCAUUUGAUUUCAUCAAUUGCGCUCAAACAUGAUCAUUUCCCGCUAGCCCUCCCAGUUCAGGGGCAGAUUACAUUAGCUUGGCAACACAGACUGGUAUCUGAUUGGAUAGAAAAUAAGUCGGACAGAAGCAGCGAGGAAAUUUGACCGGGAAAGAUGGAAAACAAUUUCCCAGAAGCAAAAUUUGAAUUUUAGGGGAGUGGUUCUGCUAGCCGCCCGGCCUCCCAAUGUUGCAAGGGCCGUGACGGAGCUACGCGGCGGAGCUAUUUCUGCCCAUGUUAAUUUGCUCCGUGUUCGCCAAGCGGUUCACAGCUCGGUCAGCCCUCCCUGAUACUACACUGCCGCUCGCAUCAGUAAAGGUUCUCCCGUCACAUCGCAUUUAGGUCGAGAUGCCGCUGAACUGUGAAUGCACCGCGCGCGGGGACCCGCCUGCUGCCCCGCGGCCUCCGGGUCCUGGAGUCCUUCGAUUUUUAGAAGGAAUCCCAUUUUUCAGCCUUAUUUCCAACCUCAUCUUUGGGACUGCGUUUCCCCGAAACGACCAUCGUUCAGAUCCAUCUUAACCUAUUCUGUGCCGACUAGCGUGCUAGCCCCACUUCCAUGAAUAAUUCAUCCUAUUAUUCACGCCCCCCCUAAUUGUAGCAUCACAACAAUACCUCCAAUGACAAAUUUGAUAUCUGAACAAACAAGCAGCUAAUCACGGAUUGAUAAAACACUGCUCAAUAUCGUGACCUUCUCCGAAGUGCGAGGAGGUGAAUUCGUCACCCUUAAUUGAAUCCCGUUGAAGUGUGCGCACGUAAACCAUCCUCAGGAGGAACGCGCAUAGAAACGGAGGUGAAGUCGCUCAACAACAUAAUGGGGUCACAUCCGUGAGACCAUCUCCGGGAUCUUCUGCGAAGUUGUCGCUAUAAAAGGAGGAGAUGCUGCUCUUUGGCACUGCAUUUAAAAUUGAUGGAACAUCUACACUUACCUGUUCGUGCUAAAGGCUUCGUGAAAGUCAGUCUUAAGGGGAGCUUGUUUGUGCUUGGUCACAACAGGAAUUGGAAAGUCGUGGAGUUUCGAUCUUUUCAGCGUCAAGUAUUGAUUCAGAAUUUCAGAUCGAUGUAUAGUUACACCUCUACCAUUGUCACCAUGACAACAGGGGCAGAUGAACCCCUGACCCCUGCACCGGCAGUAACAGAUCCAGAUUAGCGAGUGCUGUGCAACUACGUUGUCGCUAACGCAGUUCGGCACGCCAUAUGCCGCCGCCUGCAUUUUUUAUGAUGUCACGCUCGCAAACUGCGCACGUUCAGUCAAGGGCCAUUAUCACGAAGGUGCCACGACCCUCACUUUAGGGAUCGACCGGGGCGCUGGGAUCAUUGGCAACCGAAUAUUUGAGCCGCCGGGCGAUGAAUGAGUUAUGUUUCCGCAAAACACGAUGAUCCACGCUGACUCGGUGACCUCAUCGGUCGGUCGGAGCCUCCGCCCACGCUCGCUCGCUCUUCAACCCCCGCAGGCAUCUGCCACCAUGAGCUGAUCGGAGGACGUUCGAGCAGGACAUCCAAUGCUCAUCGUGCAGCCUGACCUCCAGCUGAACUCCGCCCCCUCCAAUCCCUAGCGAGAACAAGAAGCUCAAAGUUGCCUCCACGGCUUGUCAGGAGACUCCAACGCACGCUUUCUGGUUGCGCCACCGUCAGGUCAAUAGGGGUGCUUUCAGUUCAAUCAACACAAUCUGGGAGAUUGCAAAGCAGUUCUUCACACUUGACUUCAAACGGGCGCGGGUUCCGGAUGAGAGCUCGCGGCUCAGGCGAAUACUGUUUUAUUCAUGUCAGCAUCUUGCUCUCAUUGUCCCUGCGGAUAGCUCGUUGAAUAAAUAACAUCUAUAGAUAUGUCUUUAUCAUUUAUUUUGCAGCCAAGUAAAGGAUCAAAGCGAGGGACGGCCUUAGUCAUUCAAGUGGUCUUGUACUCAAGACUAAACCAUCUGAGAUCUGAACAUGCCAAGACCAAGAGUUUAGGGAGUGGAGACCCUUAAAAUUUGGUUUCCGGACUGAUUCCUAGACCAAAAACCAAUCUUGGACGCACUUAAAUCCAUUUGCAGAUCAAUUUUCAUUCCUACUUUUUUAUUUCAGUUCGAACUGAACACAACACACUACCUAUGAACAAAUGUUCAUUCAAUGUCACUCUCCCACUUCAAAAAGAUUGGAUGUCUACUCAGGAUAAACUCACGAGUUGAUUAAGUACAACAGCCACAUGAUUUCAUUUGGGAACAAAAAUCAGUAUCCUCACUGCUAACAGCUUCUCCGUCAACCAAUCAGCUCAGUCCUGGCUAGACACUCCACCAAUAAGGUGCCGGCAGUCCUCGGGGCGGGCGGGGGUGUCUCAUUAGCUAGAUUCCAGGACCUGGCUCCGGCCCACUGGACUCACUCAAGCGGAAAGGAUGACGUCCAGAGGGGGAUUCGUCAUCUGCAGCAUCAUCC
Corythoichthys intestinalis (scribbled pipefish) is the source of this 4528-nucleotide messenger RNA. RefSeq names its product testis expressed 261 (gene tex261). The record is from RefSeq and is a predicted model, not a curated record. NCBI's taxonomy places the organism in Eukaryota, Metazoa, Chordata, Actinopteri, Syngnathiformes, Syngnathidae. Gene Ontology annotation, molecular function: COPII receptor activity. Bases 178 to 777 code for a protein of 199 amino acids. Gene Ontology annotation, biological process: endoplasmic reticulum to Golgi vesicle-mediated transport. The transcript has 6 exons. Gene Ontology annotation, cellular component: endoplasmic reticulum membrane; COPII-coated ER to Golgi transport vesicle; Golgi membrane.